Fusarium falciforme is the source of this 303-nucleotide messenger RNA. RefSeq lists its product as hypothetical. The record is from RefSeq and is a predicted model, not a curated record. Lineage: Eukaryota; Fungi; Ascomycota; Sordariomycetes; Hypocreales; Nectriaceae. Bases 100 to 303 code for a protein of 67 amino acids. The transcript is spliced from 2 exons.
UUUCAAUACCGUUGCAACUUCUUCAACCUUCAACAACCGUCUUUACUCAACUACACUUGCUGCCAAACCUUCAACUCUAUACCAAGAACAACAGUCAACAUGCCCGAGGGUCGUCAGUCUCCUUCUCCUCAGGACCAGAGUGGUCGCCAGCUACAGGAUCCUACAGGAUCUGGAAAGGGUGGUCUCGAAAGGGCAGAGUACAAGGACCCCAAGAGCCAACUUGAUAACCUCGUGUCGAACCCCAAGCCCAUCACUGAGGAUAUCCUAAAAGAAAAAUUCGCCAAGGGCUUCAAGAAAGAGUGA